Molecule: messenger RNA, 822 nt
Organism: Camellia sinensis
Lineage: Eukaryota; Viridiplantae; Streptophyta; Magnoliopsida; Ericales; Theaceae
Source: RefSeq, a predicted model, not a curated record
AUGGAGGUGAGGGGCGUAGUGAAGAAGAAGAGGAGAGUGAGGAGAAGUGAAGAAGAGCCUGCCCUGAAGAGAAAGAGGGAACUGAGGGCAGAAGAGACCAGGGCUCUGCUGAUAAAGGCGGGGGCUGCAAAACUCAAGGUAGAUGAGGCCAGGGCUCAACUUGCAAAGUUGAAGAAGGAGAGUGCAAGUUGGGAGAGUGCCCACGCUGAUCAACAAACGGUCAAGGUGGAGCUGGAGAACACACGCCACCAGGUUGUGUCGCUCGAGUUCCAACUGGCUGGCGAGCAGAAGAGGUUGGAUGAGGCCCAAAAAGCCUACGCGGUCGCUGUUGAACGACAUGAAGAAGCGAUGAGCAGUAAUGAAGAGUUGGUCAGGCAGAAGGAUGAGGCAGACGUGAAGAUUGAUAGUCUACAAAAGGAGCUGGAGGACAAGCGUGCUAAGGCAGUGGAGGAGAAUGAGAGCCUUCAGAAGGAAUUGGAAGCAGAGAGAGCCAAGGUGGCUGCUGAAAAAGAGAGCCUUCAGAAGGAGUUGGAGGUAGAGAAAGCCAAGGUAACUACUGAAAAGGAGAGCCUUCAGAAGGAGUUGGAGGCAGAGAAAGCAAAGGCAACUGCUGAAAGGGCGACCCUGGAUAAGGAGUUGGCGGAGGAGAGGGCUAAGGCAGCCUCUGAAAAGGCGGCUUACCCCGAUCUUUAUGUGGCAGCAGUGGACCACAAAAUCUACUUGGACUUGAGUAGUGUGAAAAUCGAUGACGACGAUGUGGGCCAGACCCCCCUUGAUGAGGGCAUUGAAGAAGAAGACCUUGUGUCCCGUGAAGAGGAGUAG